Molecule: messenger RNA, 2058 nt
Organism: Scophthalmus maximus (turbot)
Lineage: Eukaryota; Metazoa; Chordata; Actinopteri; Pleuronectiformes; Scophthalmidae
Product: serine/threonine-protein kinase SBK2
Exons: 5
Coding region: 193-1335 (380 amino acids)
Biological process (GO): peptidyl-serine phosphorylation; peptidyl-threonine phosphorylation
Molecular function (GO): ATP binding; protein serine/threonine kinase activity
Source: RefSeq, a predicted model, not a curated record
GACACAUCAAUGUGGGAUACGUCUGCGAUCUACAAUCAAACUCGACUGAGACUGAGACUCACGCGUCUGAGCAGCAGCAGCAGCAGCAGAUGAGAAUCUGUGGAGGAUAUUCCACCAAGUGCAGCUGCUGAAAUGAGGAGCAGGACAUAACUUUACAGAUUUCAAGCUGAGGAUCUGAACUACAGCUGCACUAUGACAGCAGCCACAAAGCUUCUGGACGAAAUGUGCCACCUGACGGCUCAGUCUCUGACAGCAAUGGACACGUCGGAGCACUUCAAGGUCCUCAAGCUCCUGGGUGAAGGCUCGUAUGGCAAAGUCAUGCUGGCUGUGCACAGGAAGAGAGGUACGCCGAUGGCCCUGAAGUUCUUCCCCCGUGAGUCCACGUCUCUCUUCUCUUUCCUGAGGGAGUACAACCUCUCUCUGUCGUUCUGUACCCACCCGUCCCUCACCAGAGCUCUGGGAAUCGCCUACUCCACACCUUCGCACUACGUCUUCGCUCAGCAAGCGGGCCUCUUUGGCGACCUCUACGACGUCAUCUUGCCCGAGGUCGGGGUGGAGGAGGACUGUUGUCAGCGCGUGGUGUCCCAGCUCUGCGGUGCUCUGUCCCAUCUGCACUCCCUGGGUUUUGUCCACAGAGACCUCAAACCGGAGAACGUCUUCCUGUGCGACUCCGCCUGCCGCUGGGUCAAACUGGGAGAUUUCGGCAUGGUGAAGGCCAGGGGCACCAGGGUCCCUGAGGUCUGGUACAGCUCCCCUUAUUGCACCCCUGAGGCUGAGGUUGCUCGCGGAAAUGAGGACAGCUCGAGCAGCAUGAAUGACGUUAAGGAGGAUGAAGAGGAGCAGAAGAAGACAAGAGUUUGGGUGUCUGUGGAGUCCAGCACAGACAGCUGGGCACUGGGGAUCCUGACCUAUGCCAUGCUAACUGGCAGUCAUCCAUGGGCGGAAACAGUCGCCGACUGCCGCUCAUACCUGAAAUAUUGGGAAUGGUUUGACAGAGUGAAAGGGCGUGAAGAUGAACUGGAUGUGUGGGCCGAGCCACAAACUGAGAGCGCACAGGACGCCAUUGAUUUACAUGGGCCGGACCGAGGAAAGAAAGACAGCCCUCCUGUUGCUCCCCAGUUUGCCUGUUUCACUCCGCUGGCAUGUUCCUUAUUCCUGUCGCUCCUCGACCCGAGACCCCUGCUUCGUGGGCAACCGGAGGACGCCCCGAGUUUCCUCGGAGGGGACUGGAUGAUGGAGAAGGAGAGGGCGAGGCUGGAGGAGGAGAGGAAGAAGAGCAGAGGGAAGGGAGCAAUCAGAAACGUGAAAGAGAUGGAGGGGAGAGGAGAGCGAUAAGGCUUAUGCCAAAUUUUGUUUUUACUGUGGCAAAAAACAUUGUGUCUGUAAGAACACUGUAAUCUAAAGCUUACACUGAACUUUUAAAAUCAUUUAUCAAGCAACUUAAACCUUCUAUGGUUCGACUUCUUAAUGGUGCGUUCACAUUAAGCCACGUUUCACAUCGUGUUACUGGCAGAAGUUUGGCCACAGGAUCACUUGUUUACUUGCGUGAGAAAUUUUAUUGAUAUAGAAUAUUCGCUGUAGUACUGUAAUAAUUAGCAGCAGCUGCAUUAUCAGAGAUUGUUUGUGUUUAGAAGUUCUGUAAUGCCAUCGUGUCCUUGGAAAAGACUCCCUCCUUAGCACAUUGCAUCUAUUUUUGGGUCCACACUUUUGUAAGUAUAAUAUGUCAUAGUAGUAGGCUGUGAACUGCUAAUAGACUGCAGCCAUAAACAUGUCCGGUUUAACAACGAGCAGUGAGUUCCCUGACUCGGAUUCAAAAGAUUAAAAAAAGAUUAAAAAAGAGUUUUUAAAAAAAUUAAGAAAUGCAAAUGCAAAUGCUAAUAUUUUACAAGCAGCUUUUAGCUAAGGAUUUUAUGUUUUAGCAUCAUUGUGUGCUGCCGCUUCACAGUUGUACAUAACUACACAUCUGUUUCUUAUAUAUCACAUUAAUUCAUUAAAUUAUGAUUUAAUGAUGAAAAUAAAAUAUAUUUCAUCAAGUGUACUAUGUAAAAUACUUGUUAC